UUAAAAAAGAAAAAUGUCGGACGAAGAAUACGAAUCCUCAUCGCCGGAGGAAGAUUUUUCAGCCAGUGAAGAUGAAUGGAAACCAGGAAAAUCUACUUCGAAUCGUCGCCGCCAAGCCUCGGAUGAGUCCGAUGACGAUGAUAGCGAAUUUGAAGAUGUUCCCAACUCAAAGAAAAGGGAUGCAAAGUCGUCUUCAUCUAAGGCUGAUAGUUCCAUGAAGCAGUCAAAGAAACGCAAAUCCACUGGUACGUCUUUGAGGACAAAACUCUUUAACAAGUACAAACCUCCGCCAAAGACAGUCCAGCGAUCAAAUCAAUCAAAUCAGGGCGAGCAAAGGCAACCAAAACAAAAUACUGCGCAGGCAGAAAAGAAGGCGGCACGCGCCGUCACAAAUAAAAGAGCUGUCCUUAGUGAUUCUGAGAGCAGCGGUGACGACUAUCUCGUCAAUCCCGAUGAAAUCGACCUAAAGUCGAGUUUUUUCGAUGUCAAACCAUCGACAUCCACAUCAAAUGAGAAUCCCGAUGGAGUGCCAAAGUUUGAUUGCAAUGCUGGUAUGCAGCUCUCGGAUUCAGAAGAAAACGAGGAUGAUGAUGAUGAAACAGAGUCCAGUAAGGACAUGACCAUCACAAAUUCGCUCAAAUCAGCAACAGCUACAAAACCAGUUGACCUGGGCUAUUUGCAGGACUUUGCCAAGAACAUGGAAAAAGCAAAAGUCCAAUAUAAAAAGCAUAAAGAACGUAGCCUCUUGCAAGAACAGGAUGCCAAAGUGGAUGAUGUCUCGUCAUUGCUUGCCAUGGGCGAAGGCACCUCCACCACAGCCACAACAUCCACAAAGAAAACAAAGAAUCCCAAAAGGCAAUCCAAAAAAACACAGCCAAGCCAACAGAUGGCUGACACUGAUUCUGAUUUGGAAGAAGUUGAAGAGGUUGAGGCCUUUGAUGAACCAAACUCCAUUGAGAAUGGAAUUCAAGUUUGUGUCGACGUAGGAGGACAACGAAAAGAAAAGAAAACUAUCGAUGCCGAAGCUUGCCUCAAGCGACAGCUUAAUCGAGUAAUAAAAGAAAAUCAAAUUUGUUUGCAUAAAGUUGGUCUCCUCGGUCACAUCUAUCAUGGAUUGUAUCUUAAUAAAAUAGCCAGCAAUAUCUACCUCAUGCCUAUAGCUUUAAAAAUACUGCCCAGCAACAAUGUGUAUCCCAGUGGCCAAACGGAAAUUAAGUAUUUUCAAUCUAUGAUAACUUGGUUUAAAUCGGCUAUAAAAAUACGUGAUAAUCGAAAAUAUCCCAAGCUCAAAGUCGAUCCACUUAUUUCGCUAGGUGUUCAGAUGAAACACCGUCAUGCUGUAUGUAAGAGAGAUUUUAUACUUAUGUUUGUGAUUCUGUUGCGAGCUAUGGGAAUGCAGUGUCGAUUGGUCUUAAAUUUGGUCCCACUUCCUUUAAAGCCACCGCAGAGUGCUUUGUGUUCAUUGAAAAUGAAUACAUCAAAUGAAGACAAAAAGCCGAGUACAAAGAAAUCCAUCAAUGAGAAAGAGAAGAAAGUAGUUAAAAAGGAACAAAUUAAGAGUCCAUCUAUAACACCAGAAGUUCGAGAAGAAUUAAGAAAGAAGGUUGAAGCUCUAGAAAAUGAAAUAAGUAAGAAAAAAAAGGAAAAACUUAAGCCGAAGCCUUCGUUUGAAGAAGAGCUUGAAGCUAAGACUUCUGUUAAUAAUAAAACAACAACAAAGCAAACAAAAAGUAAAGCAGUCGGAAGUAAAGGUAUAAAAGUAGAAGAUUUAAAAAGAAAAUCUGAUGAUAUAUCGAAUGAGCCAGAAACAAAGAGGAAAACAAAAGAACCUUCUUCACGAUCAGGAUAUUUUUCAGAAUCCAGCUUGGCAAAAAGUGAGCAAAAGAACCUCGUUGCUAUAAUAGAAACAUUAUCGAAAUCGUUUGACGAUCAAAAACCAAGUAUUUCUAUAAAUUCCAAUCCUUCAACCAGAAAUGUUACAAAACAACCACCUAAAGCUGCGGCAUCUCGAAGCACUAGAAGUAAGAAAAACCCUGAAGCGAAGCUCAGUGACAAGCCCGUUUCCAUUCCAGACAUUGUUGUUGUUGCGGACGAUAAACAAAACUUGGAGAACAUCACAAAUACACGUAAGAAGCCCAGUCGCAGCAAGAGUCCGAAAACGUAUGUAUCAACAGAAUUCUUGCAAACAAAAGCUAGUAAAGCUCUCCACGAUGAAGCUAAACAAAUUGAAAUCAAACGCGGUCGCAGCAAGAGUCAUAGUCCUUCAGGUUCGUCGGUUAAAAGCCAAAUUUCAGCGGAGUCUAUGAAGACUAAACCCAAUGCAAAAAUUCAAGCUGUACAAGGGAAACCUUCGCCAAGGAAAACGCGGUCUAAAGCUAAGCUUACUAUUCCACAAUUAGAUGGAUCUGAUGAUUUACCAAAGUCUCGGAGACGAAAGAAACCGAUUAUAAAACCAAGCAAUUCAGAUGACGACUUUGAGAAUCCUCCACCAUCAAAGAAAACCGCCAUUGAUAAAAUUAAGCAGAUAGAUCGACGAGUUCUUUCUCCCCAAAUUAGUUGCGAUGAUGAAGAGAAUGAAUCUGAAUCGCCGAGUAAAAAAAAUAAUAACAUAAAUAUGUGGGUUGAGGUUUAUUGUGAAUUAGAAGCUCAAUGGAUUUGUAUCGAUUUGUUCAAAGGAAAAGUAAAUUGUGUAGAUUCGAUUCGGAAAUCUAUGGCAUCAUCGAAUAUGGCAUAUGUGUUCGCCUUUAAUAACGAUGCAACCCUUAAAGAUGUCACACCAAGGUAUUGCACUCAAUGGGCUUCGGUAUUGCGAAAGAGUCGUGUGGAACAAUCGUGGCUAGAUGAAGCUAUCCAAGGAUAUGUGUCAUCAGGUCGUACCCAAAGGGAUCUAACAGAAGAUACAGAAUUGCGUAGAAUUCAUUUGGAUAAACCGAUGCCAACAACCAUAUCUGAGUACAAGGAUCAUCCCUUGUACGCACUAGAACGUCAUUUACUUAAGUUUCAAGUUAUAUAUCCGCCUAACGCUGUGACAUUAGGAUUUGUUCGAGGUGAACCUGUCUAUGCCAGAGAAUGUGUUCAUACUUGCCAUUCGCGAGAAAUAUGGCUGAAGGAAGCACGAGUUGUUAAGCUUGGCGAGCAGCCAUGCAAAAUUGUAAAAGCUCGUCCGAAAUGGGAUAGGAUGACGAAUUCAGUAAUAAAGGAUCAACCAUUAGAAAUAUUUGGCUAUUGGCAAACUCAGGAUUAUGAACCACCAACAGCUGAAAACGGUAUGGUCCCUAGGAACGCCUAUGGAAAUGUAGAACUCUUUAAAGAAUGCAUGCUACCUAAGAAGACCGUCCAUUUACAUUUGCCUGGUUUAAAUAGAGUUUGUAAAAAACUGGGCAUUGAUUGUGCUUCAGCUGUAAUUGGAUUUGAUUUCCAUCAAGGCUCUUGUCAUCCACUCUAUGAUGGAUUUGUUGUUUGUGAAGAAUUUGCUGAUACUGUUGUAGAUGCUUGGAACAAAGAACAAGAAGAAAUCGAACGUAAAGAACAAGACAAAUAUGAAGCACGGGUUUAUGGAAAUUGGAAGAAACUUAUAAAAGGGCUCUUAAUACGUGAGCGUCUUAAGUUGAAGUAUAAUCUGUAAAGUAAAACGAUAUACACAUUGUCAACUGUUUGUAAGGAGAAAAAUUAUAAUUUGUUUUUCUUUUGUUUAUUUUUUUGUACCAUUGUCACUAUUUGUAUUAAUGGAUUUAUUUUGAUAUAAUGUUUUGUAUUUUCUAAGAAAAUUGCAGCGUUUUAUCCAGUUUAAUGUUUUUGUAAUAAAAAUAAUGUUUAUUUUCUGUUAAAAAAAAA
Messenger RNA from Eupeodes corollae, 3834 nucleotides. RefSeq names its product DNA repair protein complementing XP-C cells homolog (gene Xpc). Gene Ontology annotation, molecular function: damaged DNA binding; single-stranded DNA binding. Lineage: Eukaryota; Metazoa; Arthropoda; Insecta; Diptera; Syrphidae. Gene Ontology annotation, cellular component: nucleus; nucleotide-excision repair factor 2 complex; cytoplasm. Bases 14 to 3625 code for a protein of 1203 amino acids. Gene Ontology annotation, biological process: mismatch repair; nucleotide-excision repair. The record is from RefSeq and is a predicted model, not a curated record. The transcript has 6 exons.